AUGGUUGAAGUCUCUCUUACUGUGGGAAAGCUGGAUGCUUCCCUUGCUCUGUUACUCACAAAGGACCAUCAUCUGAUUGAAUUCCCGACGAUCCUGCUUCCGGAUGGUGUUAACGCAGGCUCUGUUGUUACCAUCAAGUGCGAACAAGACCUUGAACAAGAGAAGGAGGAGAAGCGGAUAUUCCAAGAGACCCAGGACAAGAUCCUGGAAUUGUUCGGUACCAAUGAACCAAAGGCUCCGGUUCUGAAGCUGAAGAACGUCACGCAGACAAGCGCUGUGCUGGAAUGGGAUCCUGUUGAUUUGGGGUCGGCCUCGAUCAAGUCGCUCAGCUUGUACAAGAAUGGCUCCAGGUUGGGUCAAAUCCCCAACCCAUUGGUUACCACUACUACGAAGCUGUCUGGUUUGCAGAUCGAUGCUGGCUAUGAGUUCCAUUUGAGACUUUCCACCACCGCUGGUGUCUAUGAGAGUGAACAUCUCGAAGUUCAGACCCACAAAAUGACAGAUUUGAGCGGUAUAACCGUGUGUAUCGGCCAGAUCGAUCCAAAGGAGGGAGUCACACUCGAAGAUAUUGAGCACUCGUUGAAGACUAUUGGAGCCAAGCCUUCACAGACCGAGGUGAAAGUUGAUACGACACAUUUCGUCACAACCGUAGGAGUCGGUGAACAAUGGCAAAAGGCUACUGAUUCCAACAUCCCUGUGGUUAGACCAGAAUGGUUGAAAGCGUGUGAAACUGAGAGAAGAAUCGUUGGUGUUAGAAACUUCUACUUGAACGCUGAUCCAAGGUUCUUAGAAACUUACAAAUCAACCACUGGAAGCACACCUACAAGCACUAGUGCUGAACCAACCGACACAGUUGCGGCAACCACACAUGACGAAGAGACGCAUGUACCAGCAGAGACACAGUCUCACGAGACAGAUGUACUGGAACAAGGAUCUAUCGAACACACUGCUGUGCCUGUUGAAUCUGAAAUUGAUGAAGUUGUAGAAUCUGCUGAGGAAGAAGAAGCCACGGUGAAGGAAAACGCUGAGGCUGUUGAACCAAAUACAGAAGCAUCUGAACCAGCAAAUGGAGAUGUUGAUGAGUCAAAUGAUAAAUCACCUACUGAGCCUACUGAGCCUACCAAUACAACCGAUACAAUUGAUACAUCUCAUGAAGCUGAGACAGCUCACGAGUCAACGGAAGCUGCUGAGCCUGCAGACUCUUCCAAAAUUGUGGACGAGUCGGUUGACGUAAGUGAUGAACCUGUUAAUGCUAGUGAAACUGCUGAAGCCACCGUAUCUGAAUCGGUAGAUACUACAACUGAGCCAAGCGAAGACACACAGGUCGGAGAUGAUAAGCCUACAGAGGAAGAAACACAAGAUGAUAAAUUUGACGAUGUUGAUAUCAACUCUAACGCCAACGAGGAAGAAGAACAAGAUGAUCAAGCUGAUAAAGCAGAUGAAGGACAAGUACAAACCAAUGUGACCAAACCAACAACAGGCUCGAAUAAUUCAAAAAAGAAGAACAAGAAUAAGAGGAAGGUCUUCUCCACUACCCCUUGUUCUCUUGCAGGACAUUCGAAAUGGGCAAACAUCAAGCACGACAAGGCUAGAAACGAUGCACAGAAGAACAAGAUCGCCAACAAGUUUGCGAAUGCCAUCGCAGUCGCUGCGAAGCUUGGUGGUCCUGAUCCUUCAAAGAACGUUAGGCUCUCUGCAGCAGUGGAGGCUGCGUCAAAGGCCAACGUUGUGAAGAAAGUGAUUGAAAACGCCAUAAGAAGAGGUGCCGGUCUUGGUUCCGACGCUGCGAAGGAAAACGUUGAAACCGCUGUUUAUGAAGGUGUUGGUCCAGGCAAUGUGUCGUUUGUCGUUGAGGCACUGACCGAUAACAAGAAGAGGACAUUUAGCGACGUUAGAGCGGCGUUCUCCAAAUACGGUGGAAACCUAUCUCCAACGCUGUUCCAGUUCGAUAGAAAGGGUUACAUCGUUAUCGAUCCGAAGGAGGAUGACUUCGACACCGUCUUUGAGAAGAUUGUCGAUCUCGGAGCUGAUGACAUUGAAGAGGUCGAAGGUGAGGAUCGGAUGAACUUUGAAGUCAUCACAGAAGCCGGCGACACUGGAAGAAUCGCAUCUGAGUUGAAGAAGGACUACACAAUCAAAGAAGUGGGCAUUGCGUACCUCCCAAAGGACGAUGCCAUUGUUGAAAUCGCUGAUGAACUUGUCAAGGAAAAGUACGACAAGUUUGUCCAAAUGCUUGACGACCUUGAAGACGUUACAGACUACUACACAACGCUACAAGAGUAA
Messenger RNA from Williopsis jadinii, 2283 nucleotides. RefSeq names its product DUF28-domain-containing protein. NCBI's taxonomy places the organism in Eukaryota, Fungi, Ascomycota, Saccharomycetes, Phaffomycetales, Wickerhamomycetaceae. The transcript is spliced from 4 exons. The record is from RefSeq and is a predicted model, not a curated record. Gene Ontology annotation, molecular function: protein dimerization activity. Bases 1 to 2283 code for a protein of 760 amino acids. Gene Ontology annotation, cellular component: trans-Golgi network; exomer complex. Gene Ontology annotation, biological process: conjugation with cellular fusion; Golgi to plasma membrane transport.